AUGGAUCCCGGCGGAAGUGAACUGGACUCCAGCAUACCCCAGCCGGAGAACCCGUGUCUCAUCGUGGAGGACUCGCAGCCGGACAGCGUCGCCUUGGAAGACGACCCCGAGAGCAGCUACCGAGCUGUGCUGGCCCGGCGUCUAUCAAACCUUCAGCCGAGCGGCUGUAGCCCUGUCCUGGAGUUGAUAUCGUCACCCCCAGGAAGUAGAGCCUCUCAGACUGAUAGCCAAUCAGAGAACUACCACAGCAACGGUCAGGCUGGUCCUGGCAUUGUUGCCCUGCCCAACCACAGUUCAGAAUGCCAAGAAGAGAGUCAAGAAGAAGAGAGUCAAGUUUUCAUCUUUAAUCCCCCUCUAAACAAACUAAAGGGUAAUUUGCCAAUUGAUUCUGAUUCCACAACACCCUGUGAUCCAGCUGAAGAUGGAAACUCGCAGUUUGGUUUCCUAGCGCUUUCUCAGAGUCAAGAUCUUGUUAUUGAUGAAGUGAACAGUCAGAAGGGAGAUGAGUGUGAAAAGUCCGCAGUAGUAGUUGAGACACACUCCAAAUUAGGUAUUAGCAUCGUAACGUCACAGGAUCUGCUACGCAAAGUAGUCAGAUCUGAGGUGAGCUCCAGCAGCCAGUCAGGUCAAACACUGAAUGUUCAGGUGCUACUGCACUCACAGCGUCUCCAGGACACUGAUGAGGUAGAACAGCGGGACCAUGAAGUAAUUUCAUCUCAGCAGGACAUGUUUGAUACUGACAAGACAGGGGCGACAGUGGACAGUACUGUGUCUGAGCCAGAGCAACAAGGUCGCCCUACCUCAACACCAGCCCACACUCUGCAGCUCCUGCAUCUUUCUGGACAGAGAACAUUAGCGCAACAGAGUUUAUCCCAAAGCUCCGUUGAUUAUGUCGGCCCAACUCCAGACAACUUUCCCAACACUCCUUUGAUUAUCCCUAACUCACCAACUGUAGCAGACAGCCAACAUGGUGCUGAUGAUCCUAUGGAUACCUGCCAGCCUCCAGAAGACCCGGAGAAGGAAAAAGUGCAAAUGGAAACAAAGGCCUCUUCCAAAAUGGCACCUCCCACCUCAAAUCCUGUAUCUCAGAGUUCUCCUGGUUUUGUGUUAGAGAAGCCACUCUCUUUACCCUCACAGCCUGAGUUCUCACACGAUGUGUUUGUCCCAACACUCAGUCAGGAGACUCCACAACCAUCUAAUAACAAGAGCCAGUCCUUGUCUCUCAAGUCUGCUCACCAAGAAUCGCCUGCUGCUUUCUCCUUGCCUUUACAGCUCUCUGUGAACAUAGACAACACCAACUCUGCUCAAGAACUUUCUGAAGAGAUUUUAGAGGAAUCCCAGGAUACACAGAUAGAAGAAUUGGAAGAGCAGCAGCCUAGAGUAGAUACUACUGACAAAGUGUUUCCACGCCCUGAUCAGAGAAGCGAGUGCAACGGCAUUCAAACUAAAUCACAAAGUGCUAACAGUCCCAAACCUUGUAGUCCAAGUCCUUUUUCGAAUGUACCUAACUUGAAUGCAAAAGUCUGUGUGUCUGAUAACAAAGUGGCAAGUCCUAGGAAUGUAUUUUGUUCCCAAUCCAAGCAAGAACCUUCAGAUAUGAAUCCCAACAUUUCUCCGUGUGAGACUCCCUCAGACGUGACGCCAUGCAGUCUGGGCUCGCAGUCAGUGAUCUCCCAUAUGUCUGUCUUGGAGCCUGCAAAGGGUAACAUGAAUGCAAAAGAGAGUGUAAAAAGUCAGUCAAGGCCACUGUCCCAGAACUUUGAAUCCAUUCAUAGUAACACAACCAAAGUAGAAAUUCGUAAAGCUGCAGAAGUUGAAGAAGCAGCCUCAGAGAAAGAGGACGUAGCGAUGGACCAAGAAAGCAAUGUGGAAGGCGGUGUUAAGAGUAUAAAUUUAGUUCUGUCUCAAAGCGAGCUAAUGUCUUCCGGAGAUAAGGAAAAGAUGAUAAGUGCAGAUGGAGAAAAAAAUGUUGUCAGGGUUGCAGAGAGCAAUGGAGACUUGAAAGCUCCUCCUAAAACUAUGUCACAACUGUCAAAAGACCCAAGUUCCUGUUCAAACACUGGCAAUGUUUCUACGUCCACGGAUGGCCAUAAGACAAUGGUGCAAGAAGCAGAGGGACACAAAGAUAAGAGCUUAAGUGAUAGCUCAGGAGAGAUGUCCUUCCAUUUCACACUACCUAAGGAUGGUGAAUUGAUUGGUCCAGUUGUUGGAGUAACACCCCCUCUAAUUAACGAGCUGAAGAGGACGCUCAGACACAGCACUCCCAUCGAGACUUUUGGUGAGAAGUCAGAGGCUGCCGCUAGUUCUGAUGUAGUUAUGGUAGCCAAAGACAACGUUCCAGAAGUUAGGGGGGACGACUCAGCAGAGAUGGGGGACAAUAGGCUGAGUUUGAGAAUGAAGUUAGUGACCCCGGUUGAAGAGGGUAGCUCAGAACACUUCAGUCUGCAGAAACCAGCAAUAUCAGAAGAGGAUGAAUCUGUUGCAAAUGUCACCAAUGUUGCCAAGGCUGAAACCAGUCCGUCAGUGUUCAGUCGUGUCAGGCAAGUGCACAGACAGAAGGAAGCAGAGGAUGAAGAUGGCUGUCUGACUGAAGGCUUAAACAUACCUGUUCGGGGACAGCUGUUCACCUCCCCAUUAAGAAGCUCCCAGACUUCAUCAAUAGAAUGUAACAGCCUACUUAAUAGCCAGUCAGAGCCUUUACAACAGGAAAUGGAAAUGCCACAGAAGGCUCCAAAAGAAAGGCAAGCUGAGCCAACUGAAGAGGGGCAAGCACCAGAGCUGUCUGUUCCACAGCAGAAGGACUCGUCUGAGGAGACAGACAGCACUAUUGCUGCUAGCCCUUCUGACAAGCGGUCGACUCCUCAGAAAACCAGCUAUGCUACACCUAUGCAGUGUUCGCCCACUGGGAAGGGCGAACCAGAGACCCCACCUUUUCGAAGGACCUCUGGCCCCUCCCACCGCAGACACGUGCGCACCAUCCAGGAAGUGCGGACGACCAUCACGCGAAUCAUUACAGAUGUUUAUUAUGAGGAUGGCAAAGAGGUGGAUCGCAAAGUCACCGAGGAGAGCGAGGACCCAGUUGUGGACUGUCAUGUGUUGGACAGUGACAUUUCCCCGUGCCGCACAAUCAGCAGCUCACUGACUUCUGGAGAUCUUGGUGACAUUAGCUCCAUGUCAUCCAAGGCCUCCAGCCUGCAACAAAGUUCUGGAGGAGCGAGUUGCACCAGUGCUGGUCCAUCCAGGCCAGAAUUCAUCAUGCCGCCUAGCCGAAGAAACAAAUCUGUCAGUCCCAAAAAGGGAAGCAAUCAAAAACGGAAGGGUCAUAGGGGUCAAAAGGCAGGGUCAGUGGUCACAAAAGACUGUGGUAACGGUACCCUCAAGUCCGAGGAUUUAGCUCCAAGUACCUCAAGAGGACAGGCUAAACGUGGACGGCCCUCGUCCAGGGCUGGAGGUUCUAGUUCACUUUUGCGGCUCAGCGCUCAAGAUCAACCUAUGUCCUCUUCAGAGGAUGAAACUUACACCCACAUACCGCCCCCACGCGUGCCCGUCAUCCCCACAGAUAAUGAGGUCCCAUGCCACUCCAGCUCCCUCCGGUCAUCCCCAGAGGAAGCGAGCUCUGCUGGAGGUAGCUUUGUGGGACUUCGAGUCGUAGCCAAGUGGUUUUCCAAUGGCUACUUCUACUCUGGCCGCAUAAUCAAGGAUCCCGGAGAGGGGAGAUUCCGGCUGCGAUUUGACGAUGGCUAUGAGUGUGAGGUGGCGGGAAAAGAUAUUCUGCUAUGUGAUCCCAUUCCCUUGGAGACUGAGGUCACUGCUUUAGUGGAAGAUGAAUUUUUCAGCGUAGGUGUCAUCAAGGGUUAUAAAACAGAAGGUCAAGACCUCUUCUAUAGUGUAGAAAGGGAUGGCCAAAGGCAGUGGUAUAACAGGACAUCAGUCAUCCUCUCACUUGAGCAGGGAAACAAACUAAGGGAACACCACAGCCUUGGUCCCUAUGAGCCUUCCACGCUCCUGGCAAAGGCCUCUGACAUCAGCCUAGAUAACUUGGUGGAGGGCAAAAGGCGCCGCAGAGGAGCUUCCACUGGCUUGAGUACUCUUAACCACAGUUCCUCCAGCAGCCCAGGCCCUUCCAAGAGAAGGCUUAGGAGCAUGGAUAAUGAGAGCUCGCCGGCCAAAAGGAGCCGCCGCGUUCCUGCCGCCAAAGCGGCACAGCGGGUCGGUGUUUGCAACACCUCUGGUAGCGGUACGGAUCUUGCCCUCCAGCCGUGCGAUCUGGCAGAGACUCACGGCCCGAUGCCCCAGAAUGCAUCUCUCUUCAUGGGAUUCGCCUUCAUGCUGACGGUCUCGUCAGAGAGUGACCGGCUGAGCAAUAAGAUCACAAGUGACAAUGAGGAAGAGGAUUAUGUGCAGACUGGCCCAUUUAACAAAGUGUACACCGAGUCACAGCUACAGGCGGGUGGAGGCUUUGUCCUGCCGGACUUCAAUGAAGAACAGUGCAAGGCGGCCUACCAAAGUCUUCUCAUCGUCGACCAGCAUUGUCGUACCAGGAAGUACUUGCUGUGCUUGGCCAGCGGCGUGCCAUGUGUCUCGCAUCUCUGGGUGCGAGACUGUUGCAAAGACAACAAACUGCUCAACUACAGGAACUAUCUACUUCCUGCCGGUUUGGGACCAGACGAUGCCAUUGUGGAAUGGCACCCCCACUGCAGUCCUUUUAAGGACUUGCAUUUUUUCCUGGUGUUUGAGACGCCAAUGGAGCUUUGGGCCCAGCUCGCCACCUUGGGUGGCGCUUCUUCCGUCCGACAUUUUCACGCUGACAAGGAAAGCUCCGAUGUCCCAGCAGGCAAGUAUGAUGUUGUAGUCUCAGACCAUUCAUGCCCGCCACUGAUCGAGAAAAACGUGGCAUCACUUGAACUCCCGCUGGUGUCUCCUGAGUGGCUCAUCCAGAGUGUCAUCUGUGGGGAACGCCUCGGUUUCCAGAGCAAGCCUGAGUAUCGCCACAACUAUUAUUCCUUGACUUUGUCCUCCUCAUCAUAA
Nerophis lumbriciformis (worm pipefish) is the source of this 5028-nucleotide messenger RNA. Lineage: Eukaryota; Metazoa; Chordata; Actinopteri; Syngnathiformes; Syngnathidae. The record is from RefSeq and is a predicted model, not a curated record.